Messenger RNA from Paracoccidioides brasiliensis Pb18, 363 nucleotides. RefSeq lists its product as uncharacterized. The transcript is spliced from 3 exons. Gene Ontology annotation, molecular function: beta-tubulin binding. Gene Ontology annotation, biological process: post-chaperonin tubulin folding pathway; tubulin complex assembly. Gene Ontology annotation, cellular component: cytosol; microtubule cytoskeleton. Bases 1 to 363 code for a protein of 120 amino acids. The record is from RefSeq and is a predicted model, not a curated record.
AUGCCUCCUCGGACACCCCUCACGAUUGCAACCCUAGCGGUGAAUCGCCUAGUAAAGGAAGAAGCCUCAUAUCACCGGGAACUGAAGGAGCAGGGAGAGCGAAUCAAAAGGCUUGAGGCUCAGAAGCCGACUGAAGAUGAGGACGGGAAUCGGGAAUAUAUUCUUAAACAAGAGCGUCAAGCUCUAGAAGAGACGAAAAGAGUUCUGCCGAAGAUGAAGGAUAAUAUAUCCGAUGCUGUUGAUAAGCUUAAUGAUUUGCUGGUUGAAGAAGGAAAGAAAGGAAUGGAAAGUAAUAUGAGCGACAUCGAUGCGGCGAAGGAGGCUAUUGCGCAGGCUAAGGCGGCCAUAAGGGAGAUAUCAUGA